AUGCCUCAACCUCACUGAGGUUCAGCUGACACUAACAUGUCAUGGACCAGAUUUGAAUAUUGUAUGUUUUUUUUUUCACAAACAUGUUUUGUUUUCUUGACAUUUUUUCAAAUUUUACUCCAGAAGAUGCAGUACCUCUAUGUUCAGUUUUUGCUUAUGACAUCAAAAGUAGCUGAUGGUUUGAUGCAGGGUGAAGAAGAAGAAGUUAAGAGGCCUGAGGUAAAAGCGGAGGAUUUGAUUGGAGCCAGAGAUAAACUGGCGUCUGGAACAGAGGUGAAGAGCAAGACCUUUGAAGUGAUGCAGGAAUGCGAACGAGCCGGGAAGGUCGCGCCAUCCAUCUUCAGCAAAGCUCGCUCAGGAUCUGAGACUGCCUUUAACAAACCCAGCAAGAAAAAAUAACACUAUGGAACUAUUAUUUCACUAAAUUGUAAAUGAAUCUAAAGCAUUGACAGAAAAACAACUUGUUGGUUUUAGUUUGAACAAUGUAACCAUUCAACAGCACAGCUAAACAAUAUUUAGUUAGUUAGACUGAUCUUAUGUACCUCAAUGUACUUUUUACUUACUAAAAACUUUUGUCCUGAAUCAAAAUAGGCUUCAAACAAUUAAAACUGAAUGUUUACUGGA
Carassius auratus (goldfish) is the source of this 624-nucleotide messenger RNA. It is a transcript of the gene mustn1a, whose product is annotated as musculoskeletal, embryonic nuclear protein 1a. Gene Ontology annotation, biological process: chondrocyte proliferation; tissue regeneration; chondrocyte differentiation. The transcript has 3 exons. Bases 37 to 399 code for a protein of 120 amino acids. Lineage: Eukaryota; Metazoa; Chordata; Actinopteri; Cypriniformes; Cyprinidae. Gene Ontology annotation, cellular component: nucleus. The record is from RefSeq and is a predicted model, not a curated record.